Durio zibethinus is the source of this 1870-nucleotide messenger RNA. RefSeq names its product monolignol oxidoreductase AtBBE-like 13. Gene Ontology annotation, molecular function: oxidoreductase activity; FAD binding. Lineage: Eukaryota; Viridiplantae; Streptophyta; Magnoliopsida; Malvales; Malvaceae. The record is from RefSeq and is a predicted model, not a curated record.
CAAGAGUAGCAAACAAUGGCAUUUUCGUGCCUUUCCAUUUUUUUAUUACUUUUAGUCCUACUAUCUUCUUCAACAACAGCUUCCAUCUCUAGGUCUUCAAGUUUCAUUCAAGAAAAGUUUAUCCAAUGCUUUAACGCCAAUUCCGAGUUUGCCAUUCCUCUCUCCACCACUUUUUUUACCCCAAGCAAUUCUUCAUUUUCCUCUGUCCUGCAAUCCACAGCACAAAAUCUCAGGUACCUGAUGCCUUCCACGCCAAAGCCUGAGUUUAUCAUCACACCUUUGAAUGAAUCCCAUGUUCAAGCUGCUGUCAUUUGUUCAAAGGAGCUUGGAAUUCACCUAAGAGUCCGCAGUGGAGGCCAUGACUACGAAGGACUCUCUUAUGUAUCCGAAAUUGAAUCACCUUUCAUUAUUGUUGACCUUUCCAAGCUUCGGUCAACAAAAGUUGACAUUGAGGACAACAGUGCGUGGGUAGAAGCUGGUGCCACUGUUGGUGAAGUUUAUUAUAGAAUUGCUGAAAAGAGCAAGACUCAUGGCUUCCCCGCUGGUCUUUGCACUAGCCUAGGCAUAGGUGGGCACAUCACAGGAGGUGCAUAUGGUUCCAUGAUGAGAAAAUAUGGCCUUGGCGCUGAUAAUGUCAUUGAUGCUAGAAUUGUUGAUGCCAAUGGAAGAGUUCUUGACCGAGCAGCCAUGGGCGAAGAUCUUUUCUGGGCAAUUAGAGGCGGUGGAGGAGCAAGCUUUGGCAUUAUCCUUCAAUGGAAGAUAAAGCUGGUUCCAGUCCCAACUACCGUGACAGUUUUCACUGUUAGCAAGUCACUAGAACAAGAGGCUACAAAGAUCCUUUAUAGUUGGCAAAAGGUUGCAGACAAGCUUGAUGAGGAUCUUUUCAUUAGAGUCAUUAUUCAAGUGGCAAACGCAGGCAAAAAGGGUGAGAAAACAGUGACAACAUCCUACAAUGCUCUGUUUCUUGGUGACGCUGAAAGGCUCCUCCAAGUAAUGGAACAAAGCUUCCCUGAAUUGGGUUUGACACGAAAAGACUGUAUUGAAACUAGCUGGAUCAAAUCCGUGCUUUACAUUGCUGGGUACCCAAGUAACACACCUCCUGAGAUUCUACUUCAGGGUAAGUCUUUGUUCAAGAACUACUUUAAAGCCAAAUCAGACUUUGUGAGAGCAGCCAUACCAGUAACGGCGCUUGAAGGGCUGUGGAAAAGACUAAUGGAGGAAGACAGUCCACUGAUGAUAUGGAACCCUUAUGGUGGAAUGAUGAGCAAGAUUUCUGAAUCAGAAAUUCCUUUCCCUCACCGAAAAGGUACCAAAUUCAAAAUACAGUAUGUGACUCUAUGGCAAGGUGGGAAUGAGAAUGCAACCAAGCAUAUCGAUUGGAUUCGAAGGCUAUACAGUUACAUGACGCCUUAUGUUUCAAAGUUUCCAAGAGCUGCAUACGUGAAUUACAGGGAUCUUGAUUUGGGCAUGAACAAAAAAAUCAAAACAAGUUUCAUCAAGGCCAGCGUUUGGGGAACCAGAUACUUCAAGGGUAACUUCAACAGAUUGGUGAAGGUGAAAACUAAAGUCGAUCCAGACAACUUCUUCAGGCAUGAACAGAGCAUUCCACCUCUUCCAGUUGAAACUAGAUUUUAGGCAACAAUUAAUUAAAUACCAGAUGGCUUGAUUUCCUUCACUUUUAUCCUUAAUUGGUACUCCAAUAUUUGCUUUUCUUUUUUUUUUUUUUUGUCUGUGAAAGAAAAAAUAAGGAUAGUUGAAUACUAGGUACAUAUAUACUAUCAUCUUCAAAGCUUGUAGCUACACUAGAACUGUGAUAUCUUGUUCUUUUCUAUGUUAAGUGGUUCUAUGAUUGUGUUGGUCAAACGCUUUA